Molecule: messenger RNA, 5360 nt
Organism: Diachasma alloeum
Lineage: Eukaryota; Metazoa; Arthropoda; Insecta; Hymenoptera; Braconidae
Product: apoptosis-resistant E3 ubiquitin protein ligase 1
Exons: 10
Coding region: 782-3583 (933 amino acids)
Biological process (GO): protein polyubiquitination; negative regulation of apoptotic process; positive regulation of protein catabolic process
Molecular function (GO): ubiquitin-protein transferase activity
Source: RefSeq, a predicted model, not a curated record
UCAACACGGCCGGAUCGUCGCGCAUACCCUGAUCCCCUCUUUUUUCGAAUUUUUAUUCGGCCUCUGUUAAAGGAUUUAUCUUAUUUUCCAAUAAUUCGCCAUUAAUUUACGUCGCAAAAAGUUGUUCAUUUAUUUCGUCAGGCUGAAAAAUUUGUCAUAUUUUUUUUCAAGAGACGUGGGGGGGUAUAAUGCAAGGGCCCAGAGGGCGAAUCCGUGACUGCACGGUCAGGCACGAUUUUAACCGCUCGGUUAAAGCCCACGGAAACGUGAAAAUCCCCACCACCACGGAACUCUGACAUAAUCCUUCGGGUUUUCGCCAAGAUUAUUAAUGAUUCCGCUGUUAUUAUCAAUUAUUAAUCGUUGAAUUAAAGUUGAUCGGUUUUUUACUAAAUUAAGAACAGAGGCCUUGCUAGAUACUUUCGGAGUUCAAACAAUAUGUAAAUUGUAAAAUUGUAGUAUAAAGUUUUACGCGCGUAAUGCAGUGCAUGGAAACCUCUUUGUGCCUGCGGAGAUUACGGUUCAGUUAAUUGUCUUGGGUCCUUUGCGUUCUUUUUCCGGUUUUUUUUAGUUUUGGUGAGGACGCGUUGUUUCAUUGCGAAGCGUUUGAAUUUUUAAGGAGAUUCCUGUCAACCCUCCGCUUACUUGAUUACCCGGUUUUUGCGGCCUCACGGGGUUUGAGAGGGUAGCCUCGAGAAGUCUACUCUGUGAUGAAGAUGCCUGAGUGAUAAGUAAAGCGGGAAAAAUAACAAACGUCUCCGUAAGAUUGGAAAUAAAUUGAGUAAUGCCGGACAAAGCGAAAGGUAACCGUGAUGGACACCGGGAGAAGGAGUUUUUUGUCGAUGAAAUAUCAUCGAUUGGUAUGUCAUUGCGGCCAAGCGGUAGUGCAUCUUCUGGCAUUUCGAGUCUCGCGAGCUGCGGCGAAGUUAAUGCACUACCGGAAUUACCGCCGCAGGAUGAGGAACGCCUACAGCGGGCUGCAAGGAUGCUGCAGCAACGAUUGGUUCUUCGACAGUGGCUAAGCGAUCAUGGUCUCAGUUCUCAUUAUCAGAAGCUAAUGCAGAUGGAAGUGUUAUCACUGGAGGAUGUGUAUUGGGUGGAGGAUAAUGAGGCACGUACAGCCCUUGGGAAAGACCUUCCCAAGUGGAUACAGGCGCGACAGUCCCUUCCGACGUCGAAAGACGAUCUUGAGGGGCUUAAAGCUGACCUGUGGAGUUCCGUGGUUAAGAACAGUCAACACCAAGAUGCCUGGACAUGGGGUGGAAUGCUAGUGGUUUCAGUGUCAGUCGCUGGGCUUGUCACCCUUGCGGCUAUGACACAACCCGCCCUAGCACCAGAAGCAAAACACUCGCUGCUGCAGUAUGUCACCGGCAAGUAUCUUCUGCCAAGCAACUGUCGUGUUCACUUUGAGUGGGAUGAGCCCCAGCUUGUUGGAGAGACUAUGACAUUUACCGUUAAAUUUUACCAACGGAACGGUCAGCCCUAUCCAAUCUGUGACAAAGACAAUCUAUUAGUGGAUGUAUCAGAGGGUACAAGAAGGGUAGCAACCGUGAUAGAUUUAGGUGGUACUGAUCCAUUAGCAGCUAAUACAGCAGUUGUUAAAUUUACUGUUCGUCAUGCUGGACAAUAUCGUAUAGCAGUGCUCAUUGGCUCAUGUCAUGUGCAUGGCAGCCCUUUCCUCAAGAGUUUUCUUCCCGGUCCACCGGAUCCCAACAAAACCGUUUUUGUAAGACAGAGCUCGACGGUUGUGUGCACAGCUGGAAUUGCCCACUCGAUGACAAUAGAGCCGAGGGACGAGUAUGACAAUUUGUGUAUUUUCGGACCUGAUGAUCAGCCAACAGAUGGGUACAACGUUAAUAUUACUCAAGUUGGAUGCUCCGAAAGAGGUCAAUCAGCAGUAUGCAACAUUCACCUUGAGUACGACGAGCCGAAUCAACGAAUAAGAUUAAAAGUUGGAUUCCCAAAAGGCGGCUGUUACCAUGCAACAGUCAGUCUAUCUGGGUUGCAGCUUCACAAUGGUGACUUCGACAUUAUUGUACUGGAGAGUUCUGUAGCGCGAAUGGUACAUCACAACGUCGCGUCAAAGGAUCCGGAUAUAUGCUAUGCUGCCAAACUCCUGGGGAUACAGGGAGAACGAUUCUCCAAGCCUAAAAAAGUAUUCUGCUUCAUAUCCCCGAAGCAAUUGACUAUCAAAGAGUAUCUCCUAAGAUUCAUCCCAAAACGCCUCGUCACCUUUAGAUUAUGUCCUUCGACUAAGGUAAAAUUGUCAAGGUUUCAUUUCGACAGUACGAACAAUGAAUACGAAGGCUACGAUUCCUUUUCCAUCGACGAUGGCUGUCAGCCACCAGUAGAAUUGAUCUCCCACUAUCGUGACGUAAUCGCAGCAACAUUCACCCUAUUUCUGCUAAAAAAUAUCGGUGGUAGUGAGACAUUCGCUGAUAAACAGAAUUUCUUUUAUCACGAAGUAAGGAAACACCAUCAGAAGCAUUACCACGAGAAAUUAACGAUGAAAGUCCAGCGUGAAAAGCUCCUGGAGUCAUCAAUGAAGGCAACUAAGGGCUUCUCAGUUAGCGACUGGUGCAGAAACUUUGAGAUCACGUUCCAAGGAGAGCAAGGAGUUGACUGGGGUGGGGUCAGACGCGAGUGGUUCGAAUUAAUCUGCGCAUCAUUGUUUGAUCCUGGCAAUGGUCUAUUUGCAUCGUUUGGUGAAUCUCAACAGGCACUUGUACAUCCGAACAACAAAAGACCAUCGCAACUUAAGCUUAAGCAUUAUGAAUUCGCUGGUCGAAUUGUUGGAAAAUGUCUUUAUGAAUCCGCACUAGGUGGAUCAUAUCGGCAAUUAGUGAGAGCAAGAUUUACACGUUCAUUUUUAGCACAAAUUAUCGGUCUUAGGGUACACUACAAGUACUUCGAGCAGGAUGAUCCGGAUUUAUAUCUGAGUAAAGUUAAAUACAUACUUGAAAAUGAUGUUGAAGAGAUGGAACUUAACUUUGUGGAGGAGGAGUACGAUAAAGACGGUCAAUUACUUAAUAAUGCAGAGUUAAUUCCUGGAGGGAGUAAAAUACGUGUUACUAAAGACACUAAGUUACGUUAUUUAGAUGCACUUGCUCAACAUCGACUUGCUAGCUCUAUCAGGAAUGAGGUCGAUGCAUUUUUACGGGGAUUGAAUGAACUUAUUCCAGAUAAUUUACUUGGAAUAUUUGAUGAGAAUGAACUUGAGCUUUUGCUCUGUGGCACUGGAGAAUAUAGUGUUUCAGAUCUUCGUGCCCAUCACAUAGUUAAUGGUAGCUCACCCGAAUUUCUUCGUGUACUCGAUUGGUUCUGGACAGCAGUGAGUAACUUCACACAAGAGGAAAUGGCACGACUGCUCCAAUUUACAACUGGCUGCUCUCAACUACCACCUGGUGGCUUCCAGCAAUUAAGUCCACGCUUUCAAAUCACAGCAGCUCCAACUUUUGCCAAUUUACCAACGGCCCACACCUGCUUCAAUCAACUAUGCUUACCUGACUACGAGUGCUACGACCACUUCGAGAAGGCUCUGCUACUUGCUAUCAGCGAGGGUACCGAAGGCUUCGGCAUGAUUUAAGAGAUUAAAUGAAUCUAGUCUAAUUAUCUGUUUAUAUGAGAGAACAAUUUAACUGAGAUACUUAAUUUAUUCGGAAGAAAGCACUAGUCACAAACAAAAUUUUUCAGAGCUCGUAGAUGCAUUUCCAGAACAAAAAAAUUUUCAAUUGCAUUGUGAGAGUACUUUCAUCAAUUCUUCUUCCAAGGAUACAAAUAUUGUCGACUGACGAUAAAAGAAAAGAAAAUAAAUUGAAUAAUCUUGAAAUCUUAUACUUUCUCGAGAAACAAAUAUAAGUAACGAGUAUGUAUUGAUUUUAGAGGCUCGUAACUGUGAGUUUUUGCUAUAAAAACCUUACUGAAUAUGUAAAUAGCAAGAGACGAGUCAAAAUGAAAAAUGCGUUUUUUUAUGAAAAUAUCUUGGGAAGGAUGAGACCCAACGAAAUAGAUCAAAGGACCUUUUUUUGUAAAAUACUUUAUGAACUAUGAAAAAGCCCUUUUGAUAUUUUUCCUUGAACCUCAUAAUUUCAGAUGUUUUCAUGGAAUAAUCAGAAUCUGAUUCUUGGAUUUAUCUUUUCUUAUCAUUCCGAUACUGAAAUUAUAAUUAGAAAAUUUUUCGAACUGAGAACUAAGAAUUUUUCGAGAUUCAUUGCAAUUGCAUCUCUAUUUCUAUGCUUUCGUGACUGCGUAGUGAUGUAAAGAAAUUCUUUAAAAAGUGAUUAAAACGCAUGUCAUAAUUAUCCAACCGGGUAAAAAUGCUGUUCUCGUAUUUUUUUACGUUCCAGUGACUAUUAUUCGGCCGAGACAACAUGAAUAAUUAGGGGAAAAUGUAAUUGAAUCCAUGAUCGAAGAAUUCUAAUACCAUUAUUUUGUAGAUUAGAAAUGAAAUGUUAGGAGGAACUUGUAAAGUCUUUGUUAUGUGAAAUUAUUUCGAAAGUAUAGUCCCUGAUAUACGACGUAAUGAACUGAUGCUUAGGAAUAGUUGUGAAUUUUUACUAACGUUUAAGCGUAAAACGCCGAGUGCUGACGUUAUCUCGAAUAUAGUCGUGAAAAAUGUUGAAUGCAAAUACAAAAAAAAAACACUUCGUUAACUCAUGUAGUUUUGAUUGAUUAGAUUGAAUUGUAAAUGACAUUUUCUGCAGAUCGAGAGACGGUUAGUGACAAAUAUAAAUUGUAAUUAAAAUUGUGGCACUGAAUGAUCUACUAGUCAGACAAUUUUUUAAAUUUAGUUACGGAAAUUCGUAGGGAGGUGCUGAAGUGAUUAUCAUGAACCUGAAAAUUUGAUGCACGAUAUUGUGCCUCUUAUGCCUCUGGAACUUUGGAUUUUCCGAAAAAUGUCAAGACCUUUUUUGUAUCACAUGAACUUUUUUAGUUUUAACUCAUUGAUGACGUUUUGUUUGAGAUAAUUUCCGAAUAAUUUAUUUUGACUUAAUUUUGUUCAAUUUUCAGAGAUUCAUUUCCCUUUUUUCACGCAUUUUUUUUUUAUCAACAUCUUGGAUAUUAGUAGAUUUACGAAAAAAAAACGAAUACAGACUUUGUCAUAAUCUACAAAAUUUUUCCCAAAAAGAGAUCUUUUAAGGAAUCCCUCUAGAUCUGAUGAAGAUAUUUGUAAAAUUUCCAAAACUAUUUCGGAUUUAUCUGAACUCGUCAUUUCACUACUGAUUUAUUUAAAAACUCGCAUGAAACAUAAUGGAACAAUCAAAGUAUGAAGUAGACCUGAUGUCGGUGUCGGUAGAUUGUUUUUUCCAAAUCACUGAGUUUCAAAAAAAAAUGUUGAAUGAAAAAAUAUAGAUCAAAAGCAG